UACAGAGCGCUUGGGAUGAUUGUCCUGCGGUGGGGAGACACCCAGCCGGCGGCAGGGGUCGUGACACUUAGCUCCUUGUGCAGAAGGCCACCCAGAGGAGGCAGAGGAGUCCGUAGAUCUGCAUUUCUCUUUGGCCCUGCAGUUAGGUCGGAAGCCUCUGCUUGUGGCCUCUUGGUCACUCCUGGAAGCAAGGCUGCGACAGCUAACUUAUGUAUUGGAGAUGUGAUCACAGCCAUUGAUGGGGAAGAUACCAGCAAUAUGACACACUUGGAAGCUCAGAACAAAAUCAAGGGCUGCACAGACAACUUGACUCUCACAGUCACCAGAUCUGAACAAAAAAUCUGGUCUCCCCUGGUGACAGAGGAAGGGAAGCGUCAUCCAUACAAGAUGAACUUGGCCUCUGAACCCCAAGAGGUCUUGCACAUAGGGAGUGCCCACAACCGGAGUGCCAUGCCCUUCACCGCCUCACCGGCCUCCAGCUCUGCCCCCAGGGUCAUCACAAACCAGUACAACAACCCAGCUGGCCUCUAUUCCUCUGAAAACAUAUCCAACUUCAACAACGCCUUGGAGUCAAAGACAGCAGCCAGUGGGCAGGAGCCUAACGGCAGAGUCUUAGACCAUUCUCAGCCUCCAAGCGGACUCGUCAUUGACAAAGAAUCUGAAGUUUACAAGAUGCUUCAAGAGAAACAGGAGUUAAAUGAGCCCCCGAAGCAAUCCACUUCAUUCCUGGUUUUGCAGGAAAUCCUAGAGUCCGAGGAGAAAGGGGAUCCCAACAAGCCCUCAGGUUUCAGAAGUGUCAAGGCUCCGGUCACCAAAGUGGCUGCAUCUAUUGGCAACGCCCAGAAAUUGCCCAUGUGUGACAAAUGUGGCACCGGCAUUGUUGGCGUGUUCGUGAAGUUGCGGGACCGCCACCGUCACCCUGAGUGUUAUGUGUGCACUGACUGUGGCACCAACCUGAAACAGAAGGGCCAUUUCUUUGUGGAGGAUCAAAUCUACUGUGAAAAGCACGCCCGGGAGCGGGUCACACCCCCUGAGGGCUACGACGUGGUCACUGUGUUCCCCAAGUGACCCAGCAGGUCUCCUUCUCUCCAUGCUCUGGCCCUCUCCUCUCCUGAAAGUUCUGGCUGACUUUGGUUUUAUCCUUGCUCAUUAAACACCACAUCUCCCUGCCUCUGCUAACUGACUCACUGGCUGUGUGGCACCUGCUUUUACAUUUAACAGAGGAUUGUUUUGUUCCACGUCCCCUUGCCAGCGUCCCUGGGUCUUCUCUUUGUCUCAGUUCAUCUUUGCUGCCAGUGGACAUCAACCACAUUUGAACCAAACCGAAUUGAAUAUGCCUGAUGUUGAUUUCGUUUUUACUCAAUAAAUUUAUAGACUCCAAGGCA
Molecule: messenger RNA, 1385 nt
Organism: Ailuropoda melanoleuca (giant panda)
Lineage: Eukaryota; Metazoa; Chordata; Mammalia; Carnivora; Ursidae
Gene: PDLIM1
Product: PDZ and LIM domain 1
Exons: 7
Coding region: 16-1068 (350 amino acids)
Biological process (GO): actin cytoskeleton organization; heart development; muscle structure development
Cellular component (GO): adherens junction; Z disc; filamentous actin
Molecular function (GO): actin binding; muscle alpha-actinin binding
Source: RefSeq, a predicted model, not a curated record